This is a messenger RNA of Centropristis striata (black sea bass), 6362 nucleotides long. It is a transcript of the gene pde4ca, whose product is annotated as phosphodiesterase 4C, cAMP-specific a. The coding region runs from base 1683 to 3323 and encodes 546 amino acids. Gene Ontology annotation, biological process: signal transduction. The record is from RefSeq and is a predicted model, not a curated record. Gene Ontology annotation, cellular component: nucleus; perinuclear region of cytoplasm; cytosol. Gene Ontology annotation, molecular function: 3',5'-cyclic-AMP phosphodiesterase activity. The transcript is spliced from 10 exons. Lineage: Eukaryota; Metazoa; Chordata; Actinopteri; Perciformes; Serranidae.
GAUGGUUUCAUGCAUGCAAAUAGAGACUAGACAUAUAGACGCACCCUUCCCCCCACUCAUGUGCAGAAAAAUGUGAAUGAGGUAUAGGAGCUGGAGAUGAAACGGCAUCCCCCCAUCCAUUCUUCCUCACGUAUCCCGCUCCUCAGACUAGAGCCCGGCCAUCAUGUGAUCCCAUGAUUAGACCGCCCACACGCCAUGCACAUGCUCUUCAUGCUAAUACACACACAUACACACACUUCCGCUCAUCAUAUACAUGUACAUUGCCAGCCUUGCCUCCUUUCAUAUACAUUGCCUGCUUGGAUGCUUCUACCAUCGCACACACCACACGCUCACGUGGCGGAGGCCGGAGCUUCGUGGGAGGCAAACCCCCCAUUGCUGCAGAUCAGUCAAUGAGCAGCAUCAGUCCAUGCUGGCACUUCGGAACAAAGGCAAGCACAUGGGAGCCACAUUGCUUCUGCGUCCAUGACAAACUUAUUGAACAGUUUUGUUUCAAGAAAUCAAUCUUUAAUGAGUCCUAAAAGUGUCUUUGAGGAAGAAUGAGACCUCUCUGGAGCACUUGAAACAUUAAACGCUGGGGAAUUGCUCAUUUAAAGCCGUUCAUAAUGUGUACAUAGCCGCAACCCAGCCCCGGAUAAGCAGAUGAAAAUGGAGGGAUGUAUUACCAUGGCCAAAAGAAUGAAUGAUAAUGAUAUUAUUGCAAUAGCUAUAUCACAUUUUAAAUAAUAAGGAUAAUGCUAUAAAUAAAUAAAACAUUUAAAUUUAAAUACUUUUUUGAUUUUUUUUAUCACAGUUUCCAUCAAUAAUAAUCACCCCUGGUCUUCAGCAACACCUCUUAUUCAUAAAAGUUACAUUAGCUUCAAAACAUUGUUAAUCAACAGAUAGAUAAGAUUGGUUACCCACUUUAGAACAAUUAACCACACAUAAAAGUGCAUGCAAUUUAAGCAUUCUUGUAUUGUCCUAGGGCAGCCUGUUCAGAGCAUAUGUCUGCGACCAAGGUAUUUUGUUAUCAUCUUUUUACAAUCAUAUUCACGAAAACGGUCGAUGUAACCACAUCUUUGUGGUACGCGAUGUACUGCCUUUAUUUUUGGUUACAUGAAUGAAAUCCCCCCUCCCCAUCCAUUCAAAGCUUUUCCUUCAUAUCUUCUUCAAACUUGGUGCACAUGGUGUGUCUCACCACCUCCGCCUCCAACAUACUCAGCCCUGCCUACUAUGUACAUCUCCCCACCAAUGAGAGCCUUCUGCCUUUCCAACCUCUGCUGCAGCAGGCACCUGAUUGGCUGCUAUUCUUAGGCAUUUUUGGAAGGAGGCGGAGAUUAGAGUACCUCGUUCUCCCUCUGUUUACACACAUAUGGGAGCAGGCAGUAAGUGAGUGAAUGAGGGAGUUAGGGGGAGUGAGGCUGCUCUGCCUUGCAUCCUCGCAUCCCACAGCAUUCCCACAGCUAUGCUUCCACUAUCUUGUUCUUCCAUGGACCUCUGACCAGCUUUUUAUUCACAUCUGUUCAGCUGAUCAAAGCUUCCACAGUGGACUGUCUGCUCGCUUUGGAUAUUUUGCACAGGCAAGCAGUACAGGAGCACAAAGUGUCCCUGCUGCCUGUCGAACAGGCAGUGCCGGAGAACGACCAGAAAGCUCAGCUCUCUCACUCAGUUUUUAUUUUUGCUCCCAUGCUUGACUUUGUGCUGAAAUGCCAGAAGUGAGUUAUUUCAUCACCGUGUCGUGGAUGUUCAUUCAGUUCAAGAGGAUGCUGAACCGAGAACUCACCCAGCUGUCAGAAACCAGCCGUUCAGGGAACCAAGUGUCCGAGUUCAUCUCUAGCACCUUCCUCGAGAAGCAACAUGACAUGGACAUCAUGUCUCCGCCCACCAAGGAGAAGGACAAGAAGAAGCGACCCAUGUCCCAGAUCAGCGGUGUGAAGAAGGCCACCCACAGCCCCAGCCUUGCCCCCUCCACCAUCCCGCGCUUUGGGGUCAACGCCAGCCAGGAGGGACUCCUAGCCAAGGAGUUAGAGGACGUAGACAGAUGGGGCAUUGACAUCUUCAAGGUUUCUGAGUAUUCUGGAAAUCGCCCACUGACGGUCACCAUGUACACCAUUUUCCAGGAACGCGAGCUGCUGAAGUCCUUUAAGAUUCCAGUGGACACGUUCAUCACCUUCAUGAUGACUUUGGAGGAUCAUUACCAUGCCGAUGUGGCCUACCACAACAACAUCCAUGCUGCAGACGUUGUCCAGUCCACAAAUGUCUUACUGUCCACACCUGCUCUGGAGGCUGUGUUUACCGAUCUGGAGAUCCUUGCAGCUCUGUUUGCAAGCGCCAUCCAUGAUGUGGAUCACCCUGGAGUCUCCAAUCAGUUUCUCAUCAACACCAACUCAGAGCUGGCCCUGAUGUACAAUGACUCGUCGGUUUUAGAGAAUCACCACCUGGCUGUUGGCUUCAAGCUUCUGCAGGAGGACAACUGUGACAUCUUUCAGAACCUCAGCAAAAAGCAGAGACAGUCGCUGCGCAAAAUGGUCAUUGAUAUGGUGCUGGCCACAGAUAUGUCUAAACACAUGAACCUACUGGCAGACCUGAAAACCAUGGUGGAGACCAAGAAAGUCACCAGUCUAGGAGUUCUACUGCUGGACAACUACUCAGACCGCAUACAGGUCCUUCAGAACAUGGUGCACUGUGCAGACCUGAGCAACCCCACCAAGCCUCUAGAGUUGUACCGGCAGUGGACAGACCGCAUCAUGGUGGAGUUUUUCACCCAGGGGGACAGAGAGAGAGACAAGGGCAUGGAGGUCAGCCCCAUGUGUGACAAACACAACGCCUCAAUAGAGAAGAACCAGGUGGGUUUCAUCGACUACAUUGUUCAUCCUCUGUGGGAAACGUGGGCUGACCUUGUCCAUCCAGAUGCUCAGGAGAUCCUGGACACACUGGAGGACAACAGAGAGUGGUACCAGACCAUGAUCCCCCACAGCCCCUCACCCCACCCAGAGUGCGAGGAGGAGGGAGCCCUCACUGGGGAAGCAUCAGCACUCGGUGGGGGCAGUGGCUCCAUUUCAGCCGACAAGUUUCAGUUUGAGCUGACCUUGGAAGAAGAGGGAGAGUCUGAGACGGAGACUCCACCUGAGGAUGAGGAGGGCUACAGCGGCAGUCGGGGGCCCGAACUCUCCAGAACUGAUUCUGGCAGUGGAUUUGAUUCUGCUACGACUCUUCGGCUCACCAAAAAACUCAGUACUGAUUCAGGCAGGACGUUUUCUUUAGACUCUGAUAAAGAAAUGGCAGAAGACAGAGAAACAAACCAGGAAGGCGUCUCUGGAGUACCGCGCUUCAGACUCGGCACAUAGCACCAGUCAAAAGUUGUAUUUCUUUUGGCCUUUUUCUGUUUAUUUUUCUUGAUUCGGUGCCUCCUCUGUCACUCCCCUUCACCCACUCCAACCAAACACCACUGGUUUCUGCGGACAGGCUGACAGCUAGCCUCGGGGUGGGGAGUACGGGAGUGCGGGCGGGUGCGAGGGGGUGUUAAGAAAGUCUGCAGUUUUACACAGCAGUCACUUGCACUGGAGAGAGACAGAUAGACUGAGUUCUAAUAGAAGACAGGAAACCAAGUUUCUGACCGGUCCUUUGUGUUCUGUGUCUUUCAGUCAGACAUACUGUGGAUAAAGUUCCACAUAGACAGUGAGAAGUUUUAAAAAAAACUUCCUUUUACCAGCCAACCCAAGGUCUACUACAAGAGAACUGUCUUCCUCUUUUGUGAAGAAAGUGAGGAAGUGAUGAAUGAGCGUGAAAACACGACGUCUUGUGAGACAACUUGCCAAACUUGCAAUUUACAGGGACAAUGCUGUUUGCCUGCCUUUUUAUUUUUAUUUUUUGUUUGUUUAUUCUGUUGUCUUUUAUUCAGAUCCUACAUGAAAUGAAGAUACAGUAAAUUGCAGACUUCAGAGCAGUUUAAGCAAAGUAUUGGCAGAAAGGAGCUAUGCAUGAUUUUAUGCAGGAAACUUUAAAUGUAGCAGACAUUUUGAGUGACUCUAUCAUUGUGAUGUAUACGUAGCACUCCCGUCAGCUGGUGUUGCACAGCCCAUUUAACUGUGUUUAGCACGCAGCAAUUUUGGAAGAAUUUUAUGAAAAAGAUGUGGCUGGCAGUACAUAUUAUUUUGAGAAUUUCAGUUGUAUCAGGCUUAUUAUUUCCAUUUUUAUAAUCCUAAACUAUGAUAUUGUCGGUGACAAAACUGAGUCAGGGUCAGUGUAGUGUUAUACAGUCAAGGAGUUGCAUCCAAAGCAAUGUGGGCUGUGCACAUGGUGCCUCCCAGUGUUGACAAGUGGAACUGAAGUUCUGGCAUUGGAGGCAAAUGAUUUGCAUAUAUGGAAAAUACAUUUAAAAUGUAUUUAACUGUAGGACUACCCCAAAUAUCAGUCAUGUUUCAGGGUUUUUUGCUCUUUUUGAUUAUUUUGUUGGAUUAUGUUUAAAUUUCAAGUCACUUAUCUUUGCAUUCUUAACAUUUGGCACCCAUUUUAUCAGUUAGCCUUCAAGUUUAGCACUUUACAGUUUAGUACACAGCAAACCUUCAUUGUGGUUUUAAAGGGCUUAAGCCAAAACAUGAACACAUUGGAGGCCGCAAAACAAUUUGUCAGGCAACCAGCACAGGAAUCAUGCAAAAGUACAGCUAUGAAUGCAUUAAACUGUCCAUUGAAAUCCAUUAUCGUUACUACUUAACAUGUCACACACAGCAGCAACUACCUACUGAAAUAGUAUAUAAUAUUUAGCUAAAUCCACAUGAAUAAAGACUGAUAAGGGCAGUGUGUAAUGAGCACAAGGGUUGCAAAGAAGGAUGUUAGCAUCAAUGUAACUGUAAAAAAAAUUCAGGAGACAGUUUUCUGUGCCAGAAUUUUUUUUUCAUCUUUUUUCUCUCAUUGAUCAAUAUUUCGCUCUUCACAGGGACAUAGUCAAUGACAAAACAAGUGCCAAGCAAGCAUGACACAACCCGUACUGUAAUUUCCAUUUUGCCACUGGCUACUUUCCAUCAGUGACUGAUAACGUUGGUUGAUUGUAGCACCCUGUGUGCCAAUCUGACCCUAUAGUGUCUCUGUUCUUUUUUUUCUAACUCCUGUUCAAACAGUAACUGAAACUGAUAUUGUCUUAAACAGUGAUGUGUUUUUUUUGUGUUCGAGUGAAUGACUAGAUUGACUUUUUGAUGUAUUUGCUAAGAAAAAAACCAAAGCACUUUGUAUGGUACUUUUACAGUUCUGCACUUCCAGUACAGUUGAACAUGUAUAAUGUGACUGUUUCACUGUUUUUCUGUUGGCAAACGGCCUGGUGGUUGAGUUGAAUUGCACGGGCUGCACCACUACAGCUCUUAAAGGUCGGAUGUUGGAGGGACUGAAGUUUUUGUUCUUUUUAUAAUUGACUGUAAAAAAAAAAAAAAAAAAGAAGUGUUUUGUUGAAAUGCAUGACAUUGGCUGCAGGAUUUAAAGAAGAGUAUACUUUCAAAACUUAGCCUGUGGAAAAACUUCUAUUCUAUUUUAUUACCAUGAAACAGAGUAAGUCAUGUUUUAAUGUGUGAAUGAGCUGAAAGUUUUUUGACGCCUUAUUUUCAAACUUGGGAUUUUUUUUCCGGUCAUAGAUGUGUUCACUGACAUGCUGGAGUAAAACAUGUGCAAUCUUUUCUGUAGCCAUAAACAGCAUCAAACAGUCCAAUACUCAAGGAUGCCUUCAACACUAAGGACUAUUUAACAACAGCAUAACCAGCAGCACAACAUGCGAAGAUUCAGCCUGUCUCUCUGCGUGUCACUAAUUGUUUGAUUUUGUAAAUUUCCUCACAGUGCUUCAUGUACAGUUUAUUUAUUAUUUCUGUAUUACCUGUCAGAAACGAUGGAACAGUAGACUUUUUCUAGUCUGAGGUUUAUGUGUAGCUUGAUGUGUGAGAAAGACACACAGGACAGAUUUCAACUAUUACUCAGCUUUUUUCCUUCUCGUUUCAUUUCUAUGUCUGCAAAUAACAUUAUACAUAAACAAGAAUACUCACUUUCAUGUUUUUCUGGGUAUAUAAAUAGUUUAGUGACAGAUUUCCGUCUGAGUUUGCUGAAACAUCUUUCAUCCCCUGACUUCCUCUGUUUCCACUGUUUGAUCAGAUCACGUAUUCAUGAAGGAUCUUACAGUAAGCGUGCUGAUUCUGAGAUUCUUUCAUUCAUAGUGAAGAUAAUGUAGACACACGGCCUCAAGUCAUCCUUGAUCAGUAUUUCUGUUCUUAGAGAUUUUAUGAAUAUGGGUCAUGAACCAUGACUCUGCAGCUUUGACAAUCCAAACUCUGCUGUUUAACUGCGGGUGUGUUAGCCCUCUCUCCAACUAGAACUGUAUGCCUUGCCAAUAAAGGAAACUCUUCACUCUU